UGUCUCACAUGGCAUAGGCCGCAGAUGUUGCGAUGUCGUAAACUGUCCCUGAAACGGUAUCCUGAGAAGAAAUAAUGUCGGCCGCAAAACCUGAAGUAAAGAAUUGGAAGGAGUAUAAUCAUAAGCGGAAGGAACUUCGUAAACAGCGGAAGGAAGAAAAAUUGGCAAAGAAAAUAAAGAAGGCAGAACUCGAAAAAGAGGCAGAGAAUGAGGAACAGGAGUAUAGAGAAGAAAGCAAUGCAAAGUACGAACGAAGGGACAUUUGUACCAUCAGCAUAGCGGUACCUGGGUCGAUCCUCGACAAUGCACAAUCCCCGGAGCUGCGUACCUACUUGGCGGGACAGAUUGCGCGUGCUGCAUGUAUCUACAAGGUGGACGAGAUCGUAGUAUUCGACGACAAGGGCGAGAUCACAGAGGAUGAGAAGCGGAAGGUGAAGAAGGACGAUGUGCUGGGUGAGGCCAGGCCUGGGUGUCUACAAUUAGCCAGGAUACUGCAGUAUCUCGAGUGUCCACAAUAUUUGAGAAAGUACUUCUUUCCGAUUCACAAGGACUUGCAGUACGCAGGUGUGCUAAACCCAUUGGAUGCACCACAUCAUCUGAGACGGGAAGACGAAUUCUUAUAUCGAGAAGGUAUAGUUACCAAUAAGCCCAUAAAAACCGGCAGAGGUUCUCAAGUGAAUGUAGGAUUGUUAAAUGAGAUUCAUGUGGAUAAAAUACUGAUGGCUGGGUUAAGAGUGACGGUGAAAAUACCAGCAGAUCAGUCAAAUCGGAAGAAAAUAAAAGGUAUUAUUGUACCGCCUAAUGUGCCACGUGCAGAGACUGGUACCUAUUGGGGCUACAAUGUCAAACUAGCGAACAACUUAACAGAAGUGCUGACGAAUUGUCAGUAUAAAGGAGGAUAUGAUUUGACGAUUGGAACAUCUGACAAGGGAACAUCGAUCGACGAGAUAAAAGCAAAGAGUUUAGAGUAUCACCACUGUCUCAUAGUAUUUGGAGGUCUUACUGGAUUAGAAGCUGCCAUAGAUGUGGAUCCACAUUUAAAUGUCGACGAUCCAUCUCUAGUGUUUGAUAAAUAUAUAAAUAUGUGCCCACAGCAAGGAUCACGAACAAUUAGAACAGAGGAAGCUAUUCUCUUGACUCUAGCUGAAUUGAGAACUAAAUUAGUAGCUAAAAAAAUUCUAGAAAUAUAA
Molecule: messenger RNA, 1190 nt
Organism: Cyphomyrmex costatus
Lineage: Eukaryota; Metazoa; Arthropoda; Insecta; Hymenoptera; Formicidae
Product: putative methyltransferase C9orf114 homolog
Exons: 1
Coding region: 75-1190 (371 amino acids)
Source: RefSeq, a predicted model, not a curated record